This is a messenger RNA of Neoarius graeffei (lesser salmon catfish), 2432 nucleotides long. RefSeq names its product DCN1, defective in cullin neddylation 1, domain containing 2b (gene dcun1d2b). Bases 109 to 843 code for a protein of 244 amino acids. The transcript is spliced from 7 exons. Gene Ontology annotation, molecular function: ubiquitin conjugating enzyme binding; ubiquitin-like protein binding; cullin family protein binding. The record is from RefSeq and is a predicted model, not a curated record. Gene Ontology annotation, cellular component: ubiquitin ligase complex. Lineage: Eukaryota; Metazoa; Chordata; Actinopteri; Siluriformes; Ariidae. Gene Ontology annotation, biological process: protein neddylation; positive regulation of ubiquitin-protein transferase activity.
UAGCUCCCCUUGCUCUGUCUGUCUGUCUGUCUGUCUCUCCCACGGUAAUGUUUUCCUUUCCCACAGCAUAAGCUGAAGUCAUCACAGAAAGAGAAGGUUCGCCAGUUCAUGUCCUUCACCCAGGCCGGCGAGAGGACAGCCGUCUACUGUCUCACACAGAAUGACUGGAAACUAGAAGUAGCAACCGACAACUACUUCCAGAACCCAGAUCUCUACUAUAAGGAAUCCAUGAAAACCACAGUGGACCGCAAGAAGCUGGAGCAGCUUUAUAACCGAUACAAAGACCCUCAAGAUGAGAAUAAAAUCGGCAUUGAUGGGAUCCAGCAGUUCUGCGAUGACCUCACUCUGGAUCCUGCCAGCAUGAGCAUUCUGGUGGUGGCCUGGAAAUUUCGGGCAGCGACGCAGUGUGAAUUUAGCCGGAAAGAGUUCCUGGACGGCAUGUCAGAGCUGGGCUGUGACAGUCCUGAGAAACUGAAGGCCAUCUUACCCAGGUUAGAACAGGAGCUCAAAGACUCUGGAAAGUUUAAGGAUUUCUACCAGUUUACUUUCAAUUUUGCCAAGAAUCCAGGCCAGAAAGGCUUAGACUUAGAGAUGGCUGUAGCUUAUUGGAACCUGGUUCUGACGGGCCGCUUCAAAUUUCUGGACCUCUGGAACACAUUCCUGCUGGAGCAUCACAAGCGUUCUAUCCCUAAAGACACAUGGAAUCUACUUUUAGACUUUGGAAACAUGAUUGCAGAUGAUAUGUCGAACUAUGAUGAGGAAGGGGCGUGGCCGGUCCUAAUAGACGACUUUGUGGAGUUUGCUCGUCCGAUCAUUACAGCAGGCAAGCGCAAAAAUGUAUAAUCGCCACCUUCCUCUUGGAGAGGGAAGUGACCUGUCUCUCUCGCGCUCUCUCGCUCUCUCUGUGUAGACAUUUUUCUAUCAAAAUUAUUUAAAUAGAAAACAAAGAAAAUGCAAGAGACUUUAAAGAUGUGAGUCUGUACUACCAAAUGAGAGAUGAGUGCAGUAUAAUGCAGAGCUGAACGCAACACACCACAUCAGGAAGGAGUCCGAGUGCAUGAUGUGCAUCACCACCAGGGGGCGACAUUGUCGUGCAGAAGCGGUGCCAUCUCUUUUGAGCUGCCCUGCCUUUUGAGGUGACCUCACUCCGAGGUUCCAUUCAGCAGCUCUUGCUUUUGAACCCUAUUGGAAACUGAAAUAUUUCGUCACCGAAGAUGGAAAUGAUUGAGGAGGGUUUUUUUUUUUUUUUUGUUUAAAUUACAUUCACAAAUUUGGCCCACGUUCACAAACCAUGGAACAUGCAUCGUGACAGACUUCACUGUCCACCAUCCACCAGGCUGCACUUUGAAGGCAAUGCCAAGGCUAAAACCCAAGUGGGAUGGAAUCCAGGGUGAUGCGGAUGUGACUGGUGUGUUAUCUGCAGCUGAAAAAAUUUUCGUGAGAAAAACGCAGGCUGUAUUUUCAUUCAGCAACGUCACGUACAGAUCCUGCUGUUUUUCUUGAGCAUUGUCACAAUCAUGUUUGUACAACUCGGAGACUCAAAUUUAUGUCUUGUGAUGUCCAAUGAUGUGAAAAGCUUAAAAAUUCAUGAGCAUGAAGUGAAAGAACCUGCAGUGAUACUCAGAACACCAGCAAACGUCACACUGCUACAGUUUAAUAUCCUGUAUCUAACAGUGAUGUACAGAAGUGUUGUGGAAAACGUACAGGAAUAUUGUUACAUGCAGUUUAUUAACGUGGCAAGAAAGUAUUUGAAUGCAUUUUUUAAUUUUUUUUAUUUUCAUUUUUUUAAACGGAGGUCUUCAUUGUGCUGUUUCCAGAUCCAGGAUGCAAUAUUAGGUUUUAGGUUUGUUUUAAAUUGGUUGUUUUCCAUAUCAGAUUUAAAUUUUUAAGCAAUCAUUGUAAUUCUUUUAUUCAAAAUAUGCACAUAUCAAGCUGUGUAAUAUCAAAAUACAGAAAAUGUGAUCAAGUAGAUGUUUUAGAAACUGAUUCCUUUAGACUUAAACACUAACCUAGAGCGAGAUUGGCUUUUAAGUUAAUAAUGUUACGUUUUUGUGCGCACUCAAGCUGUACAUGUUUUUGAUUUGUUCCUUUUAGAGUUCCUUUAUCGUUAUAUAUUUCUUCCAGAGUUCUGGAUAAGGUGCUAUGGUGUUCUGGUUUGCCUCACUCGUUUGUUACAGAUUGCCGUUUGAUGUCACAUUUAUUUCCCUUAUGAAGAAGCCGUCAGCAUUAUCCUCAUGUGGUACGCUUUGCGGAGUGUUUUGAGUGUCGAGUCCCAGGUAGUCGAGUUCAACUCGUCAAAUCAGUAUUAUUGCAUAUGUAAAUAAAGUUUAUUUAAGGAAAAACAAAUGGCAAAUCUCCACUGUCGAAUCAAAACCUGUUUGUUUGACUGUGGAGUAAAGAGGAUGUUAAAUAAAGCAUGUUUUUAACAAAAA